This is a messenger RNA of Ectocarpus siliculosus, 2828 nucleotides long. NCBI's taxonomy places the organism in Eukaryota, Phaeophyceae, Ectocarpales, Ectocarpaceae. The record is from the annotation of a GenBank genome assembly.
AUGUCACCAACAUGCGAAGCAGAGUUCUCUUGGCGGGAUGUCCACUGGAUGGCGCCUCUGUGGCAGCUUCUCGCUGCAUUGGAGCGCUUGUCCAGCCUUCAUCCCGUGUCGGUCAUAGCGAGGAAGCGACUAGACGUCUCCUUUCCAGACAUGGCACGAGCGUGUCGGCUCAGCCUGAAGGCCUUGCUUCCAGGAAAAGCUAGCGAGGCUGUUCGGGACGAAGCGUUGCGAGAAGUUGCACGCGCCUGGUCUCCGAUUCUCUCACAUUCCAGCCGGAGGAGAGGAUGUGGACCAACGCUGGCGCUGCCGGCGCCGCUGCCUCCCGCGCCGAUACGCGGCAACAAUGGAACCGCCACCGCCGGACCCAUUGCUAAGGAGGCGGCGGAGGUGGCUCCGUUCCUAUCCGUCCGCACGGCGUUUGACCUCUACCUGAAGGCUCUCGACCUCCCCCGAGGCAGCCUUGUGGUCUGCUCUGCCCUGACUAUCCCCGACAUGGUGACCAUUUUCGAGGAGCACGGGCUGGUCCCCGUACCCGUCGAUCUUGACCCGGAGACCUUGGCACCCGAGCCCGGGGCGUUAGAGGCCGAGGUCGCGAGGUGUGGAGGCGGCGGCGGCACGGAAAGCGGCGGCGAGCAGCAGCAGCAGCAGCAGCGUGUGAGGGCGAUAUAUGUUGCUCACGUGUUCGGGGCCCAGGUGGACAUGACGCACAUCGUGGAGGCCGCUGCUCGCCACGGCCUCCUCCUGUGGGAGGACUGUGCCCAGAUGUUCACCGGCCUGGGGGGCUACCUCGGCCACCCCGACAGCGAUGCCGCCUUCUUCAGCUUCGGCGUGAUAAAGAGGGCGACUGCUUUCGGCGGCGGCAUCGCGCGCAUCCGUGAUGCUCAAGUCCUGUCAGCCAUGCUACGGGAGGAGGCCGAAUACCCGUCACAGUCCGCUGCGGCCUACCUUCGUCGGGUGCUCAAGUGCUCGCUGAUGCUCGCCCUUACGACGCCGCUGCUUUUCGGCAUCAUCCUCCACACCCUGGCGGUCCUAGGUAUCGAGCACGACGAGAUGCUCGCCUGGAGAAUAUCCCGGUAUCCCACCGAAGGCGUCGAGAUCCGUCUGCGGCACUGCAACCGCAUGCUCAGCGUUCUCGAGGCCGUCUUGUCGCAGCGGCAGCGGCAACCGCAAUCGCCAAGAGCACGGCCGCCCCGGGAAGGAGGGGCGACUCGAGAAGAACCAUCGGCGCUUUCUGUCGGAGAGGGGGAAGAAGGAGGAGGAGGGGUCGGGGCGGGCGACGUUCUGCCGGGUGUCAAGGCUUACCGGCACACGCUCUGGUUGUACCCCGUGAUGGUAACGGGGGGUCCCGACAGGGCGAGCUACGUCGUGAGGGAUCUCUUGCGGGAGGGGUUCGACGCCACUCGAGCGCCGACCUCGCUAAUGCCCAUCGAACGGUGCACAACCACCAAGUACAAGGGCCCCCCUGGCGGCGUGUCGUCGUCGUCGCCGUGUCGCACGCCGAGGUGCUCCGCGAUGAUGGACUCGUUGGUUUAUCUCCCGCUGGCCAACAACAUCCCGGACUCUGAGGUAGACAGGAUGGCUCUAGCGCUGGCGAGGUCGUUGUGGUCGUGCGGUUCUUCGGCGGCGCCGAGGGGCGGCAGACUGGACUCAUGCGGCAGUCCCGCCGGUGGGCCGCGCAAGUCGGGGGGAAACGGUAGCAGGGAGCGCACCGCGUUGGCCAGAAGCCUUGUGGCCUUUGCGUUUCGCCUGGAUGUGAUAGCCGUGUCGACGUUGUGCUUGAUGGUGGUGGCGGUAUCCUUCUUGAUUCUGGCGUGGUUGCGGUGACCUAUACCUCUCUUCAUUGCUCGAUAGCAUGCUGCUCGUAAUACAGAGGGAGGGGGAUGUCGAGUAUUGUAGAGAGACGCGCUCUCCCCCGCCACUCCUUCCUGAGCCACUUUGGUGGACUUCCCAGGAUGUUUUGACAAGACAGCUGUUGUGUUUGUUGGUCAAGGUCGGAUUACUAUGUAAGGCUAGGGGGCUAGAUGACGAUCGACUCCUUUCGAACCCUUUUCAGGAAAAUGUUGUAGUAGGUGUGGCUUGUUUCUUGAUUUCUCUGGACGCGUCACCUAGAUGAUUGCAAGGAACCGGGGCGUUUGGUCGUUUCCCCAAUAUCCUCCUAUCCCGGACGUAGUUACCAUUAGAGUUGUGGAGGGCGCGUCAGUUCUGUCGAUAGUUUUAGGGUCAUGUUGGUGGAAUUCUAGAUGUAACUGGUAUUACUGUGUACUUGGCUUCCGACUUGCUGGAGUGGUACUGUAGACGAGUUGGUUGUCACCGAGUUCAAGAAGCAUGGGGUUAUGGGGUUGUUGUUUUAGGGAGGGUGCUACAUGUAGGUUUUGGAAGAGCUCGGGCUUGUUUGCUCAUCUUCGCUAACCCGUCCUUCAUUCGUACAUGUAGUCCACGGCUAACUAUUUACUGGAGGAACGUGGCUCGCUCGGAAUUGUUGUGCACGAGCUGCUCCGAUGUGUUCACAGACACGUGACUGCUGUGUCCAGGCGAGCCAAGGUGCUCUGACACUCUCCCACACCACCCGGUGCAUACCGGUGGGCGUCAUAGGAUGUUUCUUUCAGUCGUCGUAGGCGGCCGCUGCCUUGCCCCACCGCGAGCGAGCGACGCGGACCCCACUUACAGCAGUCUUCCCUCUGAUUUACUGAUUUAUUGCGUAGAUCAUCGCCGUGACAGCAGCAGUCAGAGUGUAUUGCCGUUUGAGCCGUGUGUUCUCCGCAAAAUGCAUCGGUGCCUUGGUCGAAUCGGGUGUGAUCGCACUCACAUACAUAAUCAUCAUGUGCAAU